Messenger RNA from Nylanderia fulva, 858 nucleotides. Lineage: Eukaryota; Metazoa; Arthropoda; Insecta; Hymenoptera; Formicidae. The record is from RefSeq and is a predicted model, not a curated record.
AUGUUGACGAGUACCGUAAGCCCGUUACUGAAGAUCGGUCUCAGUGUGAUCGGGUUGUGGCCCGGUUCCUCGAACGGGACGUUCUACUGGCUCUUUUACAUGACGACCCUCAUAAUAAUGCAGUACUUUCAAUACUCGUACGUCUAUGAGCAUCUAGACUUCAACAAUCUGACCAAAACUAAUGGACGGUCUGGGUCUCACGUUGGAUUACAGCUUGACGAUCCUGAAGCUGAUCAGUCUCUGCUCGAGGGAGUUCUAUCAUUCCAUGAGAUUCUCGAGAGAUCGAAUUGUAGAAUAUUCGUGGACAUUCUGGUGGCGAUGGACGACGAUUGGAAAAAUCGCGUGACCGAUUUGCACGAGUGCGUGAUGACGGACAAGGCUAAUCUGGCACAUCGUUGCUCCAGCGCCAUAAUAUCCGUCAAUGCCAUAGCCACCGUUCUUUACUUCAUCGAUAGCCAGGUACGUCGCCGGAAAGUUUCCGCGGACGGACAUCGGGAGUUUCCGAUUCAGGUACUGUUUCCAUUCGAGACCCACGAGACGCCGAUUUACGAGUUCCUCCUUCUGGGACUGUUCUUUCAUGUGUUAGAAACGGCGACCGUGGUCGCGAUACUGAACUCUUUGAUUUUAACGCUGGUGCUUCACGUAAGCGGGCAAAUCGAUAUCAUGUGUCAAGAGUUGAAAGAGAUUCCUUCCACAUUCAAAUCUAAGGUAUUCUCCACCAAAUCUCUCAUCGAGAGACACCAGAAGAUUAUAGCAUUGUCUAAUAAUAUCGAGAAUUACUUCUCGUUCAUUGCUCUGAUACAAUUUAUAUGGAACAGUUUUGUCAUUUGCGCUAUAGGAUUUAUGGUCGUGAUAUAA